This is a messenger RNA of Cheilinus undulatus (humphead wrasse), 6368 nucleotides long. It is a transcript of the gene slc44a1b, whose product is annotated as solute carrier family 44 member 1b. Gene Ontology annotation, cellular component: membrane. Lineage: Eukaryota; Metazoa; Chordata; Actinopteri; Labriformes; Labridae. The record is from RefSeq and is a predicted model, not a curated record. Bases 1102 to 3396 code for a protein of 764 amino acids. Gene Ontology annotation, molecular function: transmembrane transporter activity. Gene Ontology annotation, biological process: transmembrane transport. The transcript is spliced from 15 exons.
UAUAUGCGCUGAGAACACCAUCUUCAAAGGCAAAGGAUGGAAUGUUGUGUCAGUUUUGAGAAUAUCAUCUUCAAGGGCAAAGAGGGAAUGUUUUAUAACCUUUUGAACAUUAUCUUCAAAGGCAAGGAGGGAAUGAUUUAUUUUAUAAACUUUGAUAAGAUCUUCAAAGGCAAGGAGGGAAUCUUUCAUAAGCUUUGAAAAGAUCAUUUUGAAAGGCAGAAGAUGGAAUGUUUAUAAGCUUUGAUAAGAUCAUCUUCAAAGGCAGACAGUGGAAUGCAUUAUGAGCUUUGAUGAUGUUAUUUCAAAGACAAUAGAUGUAAUUCUUUUCAAGCUUUAAUGGAAUUUUUCAAAGGCAGAGGAUGAAAUGUUUUUUAAUAACCUUUAUAUGGCCGUCUACAAAGGCAAGGCUGGAGUGUUUCAUAAGCUUAAUAUCCACUUAAAAUGUUAAUUUAAAAUGUUUUUUUUUUCUAAUAUAAAGAACCCACUGACUUUCCUCAUAAUACUCAUUUAAAAUGUUCCUUCAAAGUGUUUCCUUAUCUAACAUAGAGAACCCACUGAUGUUCCUCAUAACAUUCAUUUAAAAUGUUCCUAUUAAAUGUUCCUUUGUCUAAAAUAAAGAACCCACUGAUGAUGUCCUGAUACGGGUGCUUUAAAAUGUUUUCGGCAGAGAAAACAGCGCCACUCUGCCUCUAACUUCCAUUCAGCGGCCACUCGCCGUAUUACACCUGCACCUGCGUUAUUCAGCUCCACCGCUCCGGCACGGACGCCAAUUGCGCAUGCGCAAUGAGAUGAAUGGCCGCUGCAGCUGACGGGCCACCAGGAAGUGUGGCGGACAAAUCCUCGGCCGUUAAUCCGCUCGGUACCGACACUACCAUGAUCAGCGGAGCGGAGCGCUCACCGUGACCGACAGCAGCUCUCUGCUCCGGGCAAACAGCUGUGAGGACCACCGGGACCACCGGGCCGUCCGUCUGCUGCCCCCGCUGCUCGGCUCCAUCCCCCUCUCCUGCAGAACUGAGGCUCCGCCAAUCUCCGUGAGGCUCGGUGAAGCUCCGUGAAGCUUUGUGAGGCUCCGUGAGGCCGGGCUCGGUCACCCUGACGGCGAUGGGAUGCUGUGGCAGCACGGAGAGGACAAAGAGAGAAUGGAGGCCACUGGAGGACCGGAGCUGCACAGACCUGCCCUGGUUCCUGCUCUUCACCGUCUUCUGCGUUGGCAUGGGCAGCAUCUGUGGGUUCACUGUUGCCACCGGGGGCGCUGCACGCCUUGUGUAUGGAUAUGACAGCUAUGGUAAUACCUGUGGUCAACGCAAUGAGCAGAUCGAAGGAGUCCGGCUCAGCGGGCUUGACCACACAGACAGAAGGUUCGUCUUCUUCUUGGACCCUUGUAAUAUCGACAUUGUGCAGAGGAAGAUCAAGUCUCUGGCCCUCUGUGUGUCUCUGUGCCCCCCUGAAACCAUGCACACCUACCAGGACCUGAAGAGGUUCGCCAUGGUCAAUGGGUCUGAGUUGUGUUCUUACGAGUUGGCAGGUCAUAAAUAUCCAGGUCUACCUGAGAGGUUCUCCAAAUGCCCCAAACUUCCUGUUCCACCCAGUAAACCUCUUCCCGUGUUUAACCGUUGCACGCCACUGGAUGUUUCAUGCUAUGCUAAGUUCGCUGAGGCUGUGGCAACGUUUGUGGGUGAUAACAGCGUCCUGCACCGCCUGAUCGCCGGCGUCGCAGCUAGCAAAGAGAUCAUCAUCGGCCUGUGUGUGCUGGCUCUAGUCCUCUCCAUGAUCCUUAUGGUCAUCAUUCGGUACAUCUCCGCCGUCCUCGUCUGGAUCCUCACUGCGCUGGUCGUUCUUGGAUCCCUUGCGGGGACCAGCGUCCUGUGGUGGCUGUACAUCGACCACCGGCUGUACGGAAACGACACGACCUCUAAAGUGACCAAGGAGUCCAAGGAAGACGAGGAAGGCAGGAAGGACAGUGGACAGGCGCUGCUUGUCUACGCCGCAGCGGCCACCGUCUUCACUAUCAUCCUCUUCCUGCUGAUGCUCUUCAUGAGGAGGCGUGUGUCUCUGACCAUCGCUCUGUUCCACGUGGCGGGGAAAGUCUUCCUCCACCUUCCCCUCCUCACCCUGCAGCCGUUCGUCACCUUCCUUGCUCUUCUCAUCUUCUGGAUCUAUUGGGUCCUGGUACUGCUUUUCCUGGGGACCACAGGUAACCCGGUGCAGAACGAAGAGACAGGCCUCACCGAGUUCAGGCUGACAGGUCCUCUGCAGUACCUGACCUGGUAUCAUGCUGUCGGUCUGAUCUGGAUCACAGAGUUCAUCCUGGCCUGUCAGCAGAUGACUGUGGCGGGCGCUGUGGUAACAUACUACUUCACCAGGGAUAAAAACCGCCUCCCAGUGACCCCCAUCCUGUCCUCCGUCCUGAGGCUGGUCCGGUAUCACCUUGGCACUGUUGCCAAAGGAUCUUUCAUCAUCACUCUGGUCAAAAUCCCCAGACUCAUCCUCAUGUACAUCCACAACCAGCUCAAAGGAAAGGAGAACGCGUGUGCUCGCUGCCUGCUGAAAACGUGUAUCUGCUGUCUGUGGUGUUUGGAGAAGUGCCUCAACUAUCUCAAUCAGAAUGCAUAUGCAGCCACAGCCAUCAACAGCACAAGUUUCUGCACGUCUGCUCGCGACGCCUUCGUGAUCCUGGUGGAAAACGCUCUGCGCGUCGCUACAAUCAACGCCAUCGGAGACUUUGUGCUCUUCCUGGGGAAGAUCCUGAUCGUGACGUCGACGGCGUUCGCCGGCGUCCUCCUCCUGAACUACCAGAGGGACUACGCCGAGUGGCUGCUGCCCCUGAUCAUCGUGUGUCUCUUCUCCUUCCUGGUGGCUCACUGCUUCCUGUCCAUCUUUGAGAUCGUGGUGGACGUCCUCUUCCUGUGCUUCGCCAUCGACACCAAGUACAACGACGGCACACCAGGGAAGGAGUUCUUCAUGGACAAGGCUCUGAUGGAGUUUGUGGAGAGCAGUCGGCGGUUGGAGCGAGCGGUGGAACGUGGGCGGAGCCGGGUGAAGGAGGUGGUGUCUGAGGGGGCGGAGAUUAAGCCCAUGGUGAGUGACAGCUGUGGCGAAGGGGGUGUGGCCGGACAGAAGAGCUCGCCGGAGGAGGAGGAGGGUCUGGGUCUGGACGGGGGAGGAGGGGAAUGGGAGGAGCUCCAGGAGUUCCAGGUGUACUACCUGCUGGUAGGGGUCCUGGUGGACUGGGUCCUUAUGGAGCAGAGAGACCUGGUCCUGUGUCUGAGCGAAGACCUGGUCCUGUUCCUCUGUGUCUACCUCCCCACCUCCACCCUCUUCCUGUUCGUCAGCAUGCUGCACACGCCCAGCCACGCCCCCUUCAGACAGACCGCCGCUGCCGCCGCCAAGAGAUGACCCCUGACCCCUGUGCUAACAGACACGUACUAACAAUGCCAUAUGCAUGCUGAGGGACCAGAGCUAACUGCUGCAUGCUAACACUGACUGUCUUAAAGGUGAUUGGACAAUAGCAUGCAGACCGCCUUGUUCUUCAUCAUCAUCAUCAUCAUCUCCAUCACUGACCCUCUCAUCCCUCUGUCCAUGUCUGUUUUUAUACUUUUCUAUUGUUUUUAUUCUGCAGCUGUUUGUGUUUCCUGUUUGGCCUUAUAUGGUCACCGCCGUGCCCUACAGACUCAGACCAUGCAGCUUCCUUCCUGUUUACAUCAGUCGGUCUGUUUAAGCUUUAAUGACACGUUAAUGUAAAUGAAUAGAACUGAGUUUAAGUUUGAAGAUUCUAGAAGCUGAAGAUGAGGAGGAAAAGUCUCUGCACUCUAAAGACCUUCACACAGUAAGGAUGACGCCAGUAAACGGCGCCAAAAUGCCGAUAAUUCCAAGGUGAAUUUGUUGCCCCUUUCUAUUGCUAUCAGAUGGGUACAGUUUCUCUGUGGAAUUUAGCCAGUUUUUGGUAUAUAAAGAGCCACGAAACAAUGUUGGCUCAAACUUACACACUAUUGAAGAUUUUUAAAGCAUUUUGUUUUUUACCCAGAAAGCCUCUGUGCUCUUGUCUCUAUAUCACAAUGUAAGAGCACGUUAGUGGUACCCAAAGCCUGAUCCUAUCUGUUAGGCUGUAUAGCUUAGCAUCCUAAAACCAGCCAGUUUUCUUAAAGGAGCAGUGCUCACUAAAAUCACUGGAGGCUAAAGCCACUACUGCUGCUAUGUCCCUAAUACAACUCAACUUCAAAAAUACCAAAAUAUCCCUUUAGGAAAAAUCUGAGGAGAAGAGUGAAGGAGGAUCAGUGAUUUUCAGCGUUUUUUCCUCAUUGAGGCAAUUGGUUCUCAACUGGUGGCCCGGGACCCAAAAGUGGGUGGCGGGGCUGUUUUCAGUGGGUCGCGAGUUUAAGUGCUUUUGUUCCAUUGUUCAAGCGUUUUACAGUGAAGGAUAUGAUUAGAUUUGCAUAAUUUUACCCUAAAUCAUUAAAGAAUUGACGUUGUGUAUUUACCCAAACUCAUAGUAUUUUUUCUCCUUGAUUUUUAAGGAAAGUUAUGGUGAUUUUCCCAAAAGGUUUAAGGAUUUUUCCUACAUUUUUGGAAAGUUUUCUUUGGGCAUUUCACCCCAGACUUUUAAAGAAAGUUUCACAAGGAAUAAGAGACUUUCAGGACUUUUCCAAGGAACGUUCAGCAAUCUCCUCUAGUAGUAUUUCAGGAUUUUUAAAGAUUUAGGGAAUUUUCAGUUACAGUUUUGUGUAUUUUAUCAGGGAUUUCUCUUAAGAAUUCUUUGUCUCAUUUUGCUCAGUGUCAUUCAUUUGUAGGGUUCAAACAGCGUCUUUUGUGAAACAAAUUCCAAAGAAUUGACAAAUUCAUCAGAAAUUUGGGUCACCAUUCAUUUUAUGGAACAUGUGGUGGGUCCCAAGGCUAAACCAGUUGAGAACCACUGAUUUAGGCCUUCCUACUGUCCCUUAUCAGCAACAUCAUGCUGAUUAUUAGAUUAGAUUAUUAGCUAUAAAGUCAGAACCAUCUAAGGUAGACUUACCUGGCACUAGCUGAGGUAGAAACCAGGAGAGAUGGACAUGGAGGAGACUCUGUUUAGAAUGGAAUUAGCCUUAUGUUGAUCUCAGCCAACAGUACUACAGUACCCACAAUCCUAGAAUAUCAUAGUGACAUCUUUGAUUGUCUGAACCUGCCUUUAGGUGGGAAACUUCCCCAUUCAAUCCAGUUGUCUCACUAGAACAGGGGUGUCCAAACUAUGGCCCGGGGGCCAAAUAUGGCCUGUGGCCCUUUUUUUUAUUGGCCCCUGAAAGUUCUUUACAUUAGAUUAAAUAUGACCCUCAACUGAGCAUGAAGCUUGUGCUACACUGUUUUAUUCUUCUUAGUAUCAGCACAAGGCAGGGCUACCAUGCUAAUUCUGUAAACAAACAUUUUGACAAGGAUUUAUAGCUGGGGUUUUUUUCAGAACUAAAUUGUGACGGCACUAUAAAUAGUAAAAAUAUUGGCAACCAAAAUAAUAAAGAUAUCUUGAUUUACAACACCCUAAUGGUUACAGCAGCAAAUAGCCGCACCAGUGAUGUUCCAGGGGUGGGGUCAGGGGUAGUCUGAAAUCUGAUUGGACUCCCCAAAGUCCUUAAACAGUCAUCUAGCAGAUCUUAACCAACAUUAGAUUGUUUUUAUUAACUUUAACAUCAAGAUGAGAUGUAUAAAAGUGGCCCCACCAUCCUUAUAUAUUUCUGUAUGUGGCCCCCAUUGGAAAAAGUUUGUACACCCCUGCACUAGAAGCUAAUUCAAAGGUAAUUUCUCAACAAAGAUGGUCAAACUGAGUAACGAAGAGAUGUCAAAGAUACUACCUCAACCUUGUUUUAAGAAAGAAAGUGGAAUUUAGAUAAUUUGUUGGUAGAACCAGUGAGGAUGGUCAACACAAGGAAAGAUAGUUGGCUUAUCUCUACUCUAAUUCUGUUUUUUUUUUCAGGGCAGUAUCUCCUUCAGUCCAUUGUAGAAUUAAAAAACGUAAACAUGAGGAAAACCUGACCAAAAAUCUGCCAUAAAAACAUGAAAAAAUGUCCUAUAAUAAAAACUUAGAUUUCUAAUUUCAUGCAAAGAAAGGACCAUAGUACAUAAAUCUCAUAGGUUUAGUCAAACUCUUUUAAAUGCAUAAGAAACUGAUUAAAAUUAAACCUUUCCAUUUAAGAAUGUAAAUGAUGGAAUGACUGAUAGUUGCUGUUAUUUAUAUUAGGAGGUGUGGCCGUUCUGGGAUCCCCUCCUGCCCUUCCAUGACUCUGUGUAGAAGGCAUUAACUAGGAACAUUCCUGCCUUGCCUGUGCCUACAAGGAAAGCCUGAGGCAGGGAGAAAAGCAGCAAUAAACCCAGAGUAGAGCAGGCAUCAAUGACAACAGAAUGAC